Molecule: messenger RNA, 2094 nt
Organism: Ricinus communis (castor bean)
Lineage: Eukaryota; Viridiplantae; Streptophyta; Magnoliopsida; Malpighiales; Euphorbiaceae
Product: autophagy-related protein 101
Exons: 7
Coding region: 246-827 (193 amino acids)
Biological process (GO): autophagy; autophagosome assembly
Cellular component (GO): phagophore assembly site
Source: RefSeq, a predicted model, not a curated record
ACUGUUUUACUUUUAUUAUUUAACAGUGCUGAGAAAAGAACCGUCUGUGUUUAGGUUGAACUAUUUUCACGGUCGGAUCAGAAGCAGCAUCGCUGGCACAAGUCAAAACUCCUAUUUAUCAUCUCUUUGCUUCUCUUACAGAUUUUACAGUUAGGGUUCUGUUUUUGCAUAUCAACAACCAUAAAUCAAUUUCCUUUUUUUUUUUUUAUAUCCUUAAUUAUCUCAACAGCAACAUAUUUAUCAUCAUGAACUGCGAAGUCUGCCAACUCAAAGAACUGGAAGUGGAGCACUUUGAAAUAAGAGAAGUUCUUCGCUGUAUAUUACAUACAAUUGUCUUUCAUCGGGCUUUAGGUCUUGUUCGGCCUAAAGACGUUGAUUUGGAACUUUUUGAAAUUACUUAUGUGCAAUGUGGGGAUAGUGAAGUUGAAAUGAAAAUAGAUGAGAAGAUUGAGCAAUUCAUAAGUUGGGUUGAGAAACAUCCAAAUAAGAAAAGCCAGAUAUGCUUAUCCUUUUAUGAAGUGAAAAGCAAACAGCCAUCAUGGUUUACUCAUAAAAUUGAGCGGCUAUACUGGGAGCAGUGGUAUGUCAAUUUGAAUGUAACUCAGCAACCAAAAGCACAUUCUGGAAAGUCCCACCAUUCUAAAGUAGUACUUGACCCUGGCGAGAGUGCAUCUGAGGAGAGGAGUGCUCGUAGAGCAGCACUUGAAGCAGGUCUUCGUGAGGUUUUGUUCCAAAUCAUAAAAUUUGUGAAUGAGAAAAAAGACCAUGUUCCCCCCAUAUCUGAGGGCGUCAUCUAUUUUCCCUAUGAAAUUACCAUUCCAAGGUGAAGAAAGGAAAUUAAAAUCUAAAGGCAGAGCAACAAUAUUGGUUGAAAAGUUUAUAUCUAUCAAAUGAGGUUGGUGAUUGUUGAUGCAAUACUGCUUAUUAGCCUGUCAUGUAUUUAAGAAUUGGUAUUAGAUCAACCACUGUUAUAAGAAUCUUUGCUUAUGCCUUUGAAGUUCUAUAUACUGUUAGUCUCGCAUUAUCUGAGGCAUAGAAUUCUUUUAGAUUAAUAGUGCUUACGUGGAGGGAGUAUUAAAGUGCUAUCUGCGCAUUCAACUUCGCUUUUCAACUUUAUGGUCAUCAAGGAGAGGCAUAACGAAAUAAGUAUGGUUUUGUAAAUUUUCUUUCUGGUGAUAGAAUGACUGAGGCUCUAGUUCACUCUAUGCUGAGAAAGUUUGGAAAUUAGUAAAAUGGAUAUCAUGUGUGCUAACAUGGUCCAUAGCUGUCAAUAUUAUAGUGUUGGAGUACCUUUAAUAUUUAUUGUAAGAUCAGUUUGAAGGUUCAGUACCCCACUCCUCCUACCUCUUCUAUUUCAUGCCUUUAUUAUUGCCAUCUCCUUUUUUCAUUCGCAAUGAAACCCUCUAAUUGUUGAGGAGCUAGUUCAGUUUGAGUUAAUUUUGUUGGUUACACGCUAGCAUCCCUUGCGAACGUGCUGUCUCUGAAUUAAUCAAAUUGAUGAAGAAAUGUGCACUGCAAUAUUAAGUCAACUGCUUUUCCUUGAACCAUUCUCUUUGAGACUCUUUGCUAUGUCUUUAUGUUCUUUUAGCGAGGGAUUAUUCAUUUGAUUUCUCUGUGCAUGUGAAACAAUUAAUAACAAAUUAGCUGCAGUUAACUGGAUCUUUUAUUUAAGCAUUUUGGUUAUUGGUGUAAAAUUUGUUUGGUUUGAUUUUUUAGAUGAUUAUAGAACCCUAGGUUAUCAGUAAUUCAGACCAGCCUUGGCCAUAACCUUCUCAGCAUUAUUAGGAAAAGAUAAAAGAAAGAGGCAUAGACUAACAAGUGUCAUGAACUAGUGAAUUAUUAAUUGAUGUUGAAAUAUGUCUAUUCUAUAACUUACAUUUGCACUAGCCAUCUAUCGGCCUCUUUAUAUUGGAUUAACAAGGAAUCUCUUGUCGCAUAGAUGAGUUAAGCCUGUGAUAUAGGCAAUUUGUUUCAGCUUUAUUGAGCUAACAAGCUGUGCUGUUUGUGUGCUAUUUGCAUUUAAUAUACGAGGAUAGUUAGACUGCAGUUGAUGCCCUUGUUCUGUUAAUGAGAAAUUGCUGUGUCGCUAUUUUC